CUAAUCAAGGACUAUUUCAGACCAGGGACAUCAGGUAUGUGAACUCUCUGGUCGAUCAAGAACUGAUCAAUGAAUUUAGUACCAAAGAAAACCUGCAUUAUGUUGGUCCCUGAAAUAUAACCUGACAAUUAUGACCUUAUAACAUGACCAAUGUUAUAAACAGUACAUGGCUUUUGCAUUUGAAUAUUACAAGCAAAUUAUUGUUACAUAAGCAACUAGGCAUACUCAAAAGAGCAAAUACUGUACUCAACUCAAAGGUCAAACUUUAAUAUUUCAAACCAUGCAGAAUUAAUCCUUUACAAACAGAACAGUUCCCAACCCUGAGACCAGCGGGGUAAAGGCUUUUCUGGUCUAAGCCAUUUCUUAACCUCUGAUAAAAAUAGCAAGAGCCACCACAUUCUCUUCAUCCCCUCAGUCAUCUCUCUCUCUCUUCACCCUAUCACAAUAUCUCACCCCCACACCUUCUUAUCUCUCUCUCUCUCUCUCUCUCUCUCUCUCUCUCUCUCUCUCUCUCUCUCUCUCUCUCUCUCCCUACCUCAUUCUCUGCCUGUUCAUGUUAUUGUCGUGCUUGUCCUUGGCUGUGAAACGACAACAAGCCGAGCAGCCAACCAGAGAGCAGGAUUUAGACUGGAUCAUGGUGCACAGUGCUGCGGGGACAGAUAGCUGAUGUAAACAUGCCUGAAGUUCCACCUGCAGAGAGCUCGAGCGAACAGCAGCCAGAAAAUACGCAGAGGAAAAGAACGUUAGAGAACACAGACGAUUGCACCGCAAAAAAGAAACAACGCUGCUGGGGUAUUUUAACUAGCCAAGGGUCAUGGGCGGACCGGUCCCCUCUCCACGAGGCAGCGUGUCAGGGCCGUCUCCUGGCCCUCAGGACCCUACUCUCACAGGGUUACAACGCAAACAUCCCUACCAUAGACCAUGUGACGCCGUUGCAUGAGGCUUGUCUGUCAGACCACGCGUCAUGCGCCAAGGCGCUUAUUGCAGCUGGUGCCAAUGUAAAUGCCACCACCAUUGAUGGGGUGACGCCGCUGUUCAAUGCAUGCUCAGCGGGCAGUGCCACCUGUACAGAGGUACUGCUGGAAAACGGUGCCAAGCCCCAGUCAGAGAUGUGCCAGCCCUCGCCCAUACACGAAGCCUCCAGCAAAGGCAGAAGUGCUUGUCUGGAGGCACUGAUCACAUGGGGAGCAGACGUGGACUAUGAUAUUCCUCACCUAGGAACCCCCCUGUACAUCGCCUGCAUCUCCUCAGGACUCCAGUGCACACAGAAACUCCUCGAUGGAGGGGCCAAUGUGCAGAAGGGCAGGUUCCUGGAGAGCCCGCUCCAUGCAGCAGCUCAGAAGGACUGUCCUGAGAUUAUCAAUGUGUUGUUAGAGUUUGGAGCGAACAUUAACGCUAAAAACCUAGAGCUGAAGAGACCGGUGGAGUCAGCCCCACCUAACAGCUCAGCAGAGGAGACGUUACUGCUGUAUGAAGCAACACCUCAGCCACUAUAUCAGCUGUGUCGUCUCAGUGUCAGAGAUUAUAUGGGCCGAUCUCGACUACACCUCAUCCCUCAGCUACACCUCCCCAACCUUCUCAAACGCUUCCUCCAGUACAGAUAGAACACAUCAACGCCCCUCUCUCUCGCUCUCUCUCUCUCUCUCUCUCUGUCUGUUGCUCUCUCCCUUCUCUUUCUCUCUUUCUAAAUGAGAGCAUCGUCAUAAUAGAGGAUAUUCUUUAUCCCAUCCUCUCUUUUGUUUUCUCUCUGUUUCUCGCUCCAUCCAUUUCAUCAUCAAGUGAAUUCAUUAUUACUCAAUGAACCUCAUUUUUAAAAAAAUAUUUAAAAAAACAGAAUCUCAAAUGCACAGAAACCCUCCCAUUCACUGACAUCUGUUUUCACUGUUUCUCUGAGGCACCUACGUACAAGGUCAUGUAAAUAUGUAUAUUCUGUUACAUUGACCAAAACAUGAGUUUGAAUGUUCAAAAGAACUAAAUAUUAACAGUGUAUAAUACUGUGUUAUCAGUUCAAAUGACACCCCCACUGCAGUGAUCGUUGUGAUCCCAACUUGUCAGAAAGUUGCCUGUAAAGAAAUGUACUGGUGUAAAUCAUGUUUUUCUGCACAAAUACUAUCGAAGUCAAAUUGAUCACCUUGCAUGUCACUUUGGUUUUGUGUCCAAUAUUCCUGUCCACGCCAUACGUUUAACUGCCUAAUAUUCAUUGACCCAAAUAAUGAAAGGGGCCAUUGCAUGUUUAAUGUAAUGUAUAACAUAAUGUACUUUAAUGUACACAAUUCAUGUUCUGUCAUCUUGUUUGAAUGAGCUGCCUUUAUGCUAUCAAUGAUGCAAACAAGAUACCAUCAUGUACCUUAAUGUACGAUGUUAUCUUGUUUGCAUCAUUGGUAGCAUAUAUUUUUUAUUUAUUUAUUUUAUUUUACCUGGUAAGUUGAGUGAGAACACAUUCUCAUUUAUAGCAAUGACCUGGGGAAUAGUUAUAGGGGAGAGGAGGGGGGAUGAAUGAGCCAAUUGAAAGCUGGGGAUGAUUAGGUGACUGUGAUGGUAUGAGGGACAGAUUGGGAAUCUAGCCAGGACACCGGGGUUAACACCCCUACCCUUAUGAUAAGUGCCAUGGGAUCUUUAGUGACCACAGACCACACACAUUUAACGUCUUAUCCAAACGACAGAUAUAUGCAGCUCAUUCAUUACACAUUGAGAUGUGUACAUUAAAGAUUCAUUGACUCUGGAAAAAGUAAAAAAUAUUCAAAAUUGUACCCAUGAUACUCUGAUUGUGUCUGUCCUAUAUGAGGCUCUUAUGAUGUGAAUAAUAUUGUAUUUCAAUUAUUGUCUUAUAACAUUAGCCAACUAAUAUAUAUAUAUUAUAUAUAUAUAUAUUAACGUGACCUGUAUAUGUAUAACUCACUGAAAAAUGUAUAGUAUUUUGCCAAAAUUCAUUUCACAUACCUCUCACCCGUUUCACUCUAAUAAAUAAGAAUUUUAUUUCAUGAUG
This is a messenger RNA of Oncorhynchus nerka (sockeye salmon), 2986 nucleotides long. RefSeq names its product ankyrin repeat and SOCS box protein 5-like. Gene Ontology annotation, biological process: intracellular signal transduction; protein ubiquitination; positive regulation of protein catabolic process. The record is from RefSeq and is a predicted model, not a curated record. Gene Ontology annotation, molecular function: protein binding. NCBI's taxonomy places the organism in Eukaryota, Metazoa, Chordata, Actinopteri, Salmoniformes, Salmonidae. Bases 675 to 1604 code for a protein of 309 amino acids. The transcript is spliced from 7 exons.